Messenger RNA from Procambarus clarkii (red swamp crayfish), 4552 nucleotides. RefSeq names its product WD repeat domain 59 (gene Wdr59). NCBI's taxonomy places the organism in Eukaryota, Metazoa, Arthropoda, Malacostraca, Decapoda, Cambaridae. Gene Ontology annotation, cellular component: vacuolar membrane; Seh1-associated complex. Gene Ontology annotation, molecular function: protein binding; signaling adaptor activity. The record is from RefSeq and is a predicted model, not a curated record. Gene Ontology annotation, biological process: cellular response to amino acid starvation; positive regulation of TORC1 signaling.
GACGUAUGGUCGCUGGCAGUGUUGAGAGGCUGGUGAGGGUCGGGAACACAACACCCAAGUGGAUGUGUGGCAGAGAGGAGGAGGAGGAAGGGAAGAGAGAGAGGGAGGUUCAUGUACAGAAGAGGAGUGAGCCAUGGCGGUGCGAUGGAGUAGUGAGAAUGUUGUCGCCGAGCACAGAGAUCUCCAGGCCAAUGCUAUGGCACUGGACUGGCGUGGUGAAUACACUCUUCUAGCAGGACGCCGGAAUCUUGCACUUAUAUCCCUGGACAAACCAUCCGAAGUUGUCAAGAGAGUUAGCAGGACUCGGCAAAAAUAUGAUGUGACAGCUGCAGAGUGGAAUCCAAUUCAGUCCCAGGGACACACUUUUGUUCUUGCGUCAGGUGAACGAGCAGAAAUAUGUCAGUGGACGGAAGGAAGUCUGAAUGGGACUACUUCUCUCCGAGCUCACACACGGACCAUCACAGAUCUAAAUUGGCACCGAUUUGACCCCCAUAUUUUAGCAACUUGUUCCAUCGACACUUUUGUUCACAUAUGGGACACCAGAGAAACUCGCAAGCCAGUUGCUUCGCUUUCAGCUAUUGCUGGGGCAUCUCAAGUAAAAUGGAACAAGCUCAACCGUAACUUCUUAGCAUCUGGCCACGACUGCAAUAUCAGAGUGUGGGAUAACCGCAAAACUAGCCAACCAGCUCAAUACAUUGCUGCUCACUUGUCAAAAAUUCAAGGCCUAGACUGGUCACCAAAUCAUGAAAAUCACUUGGUUACUUCCUCUAAUGACUGUACUGUGAAGUUCUUUGAUGUCACUAACCCACGGAAAGCUGAGAAUUUCAUCAACACCCCAUCCCCUGUGUGGCGUGCACGCUACACGCCCUUUGGUGAAGGUGUUGUUACAGUGGUGGUACCACAGCUGCGACGUGGUGAAAACUCUCUCUUGCUGUGGUCAGUGACAGAGAUGAGCUCACCUGUACAUACCUUUGUAGGUCAUUCUGAUGUAGUGUUGGAGUUUGAGUGGCGUCAAAACACACACAAUCCUGGAGAACACCAGUUGGUGACCUGGGCACGUGACCACAGUCUUCGUAUUUGGAAAAUUGAUCAACAGUUACAAAGGCUGUGUGGUCAUGAUGCAGAUGAUGAUGCUGCUUUUGUUGAAAGCACAGACAGUGAAUUUGCUAAUGAAGCUGCACCUGCUCAGGGAGAAGCACAGUGUGAUGUGGAGAGAUUUAUAGAAAAGGAUGUGAAGGAUGCUGAAGAAAAUAUAAUGGACUUGGAGGAGGACACUGAGCUAAAGUGCACACCGAAAUCUGCAGAAAACACACAAGACAUUUCUCAUGAAAAUUCUCCAGAGGUUGGGUCAGCAGGUGAUGCCCCACAGAUGUCCACCAAUGAAGUAGCUCAAACUAUGAAUGAUGAGGCCACUGGAGAGUCUGUGACAGUUAAUGCAACCAUCUUACAACCAGUCGCAAGUUUUUCUAACACCAUGCCAACACCAUGCAGAACAAACACUGCUGUUGUGGGCUCGUCCUCCACGCUACCUUCUGGCAGUGUAUCCGUGGGCCAGCCCAUGAGCCUGCAGCAGGAAUUUUCUUUGCUUAAUACUUCCCUUGAUAACAGUCAAGUAAACUCCGUGGAGGUGGUGGGUGGAGGAGCCAAGAUACUGGCUGAUGCAGGGGAUAGAACUCAAGGUCAACAAGUCACCAAGCCUGCAGGUGAAGAAGGCAUUCUGGAGACUCGUUUGGAAAAUAUUGCUUGUGAAGAGACCAGAUCACAUGAUGGGGAUGGUAGUGGUUUGGUUACUGCAGUAGAGAACUUGGAGCAGGAUUUAAAAAUCAGUAAUUUAGACAUGUGUCAUAUCAACCUUAUGGACAAUAAAAAAAGUGUUUUUGAUGUAUAUAAUGAGGAUAUCAUAAGUUGCCAUGUAAAACCUGUGGCAAGCCUAAACAACGAACUCGGAGAUUUUCAACGAGGCAUCACCUGUGACGUGACACGCCAAUUAGCAUUAAAGAAAACUAGCAAUGAAAUUAAACCUUUACCAACAAGUUAUUUUACAGGAUUGGAAACUUCAAAUCAUGAUUUAAUUUCAAAAGUUAACUUUGAUACUAGUAGUAUGUGUAUCAUAAAAGUCAAAUCUUUGACCAAUUACCCUGAGCUUAAAAGUCACGAGGAGGAGCAGAGAGAUUAUGCCAACAAGGAAGAAUCUCCUGUGAGAAUUUCUGUGAAUAGUGAAGGAGGUAACCAGUUUCCAAUACAGCCAGCAACCCAGGAUAGCGAAUCCCUCGUCUUAAUGCCGGGUGAUCUUGAAGCUUCUUUGUUGAGAGAAACAAGAGAACAUGAUUCAUCAAACUCUUCUGGAGUAUCUAUCAUAAGUUUGUCACCUGAAGCUCCAUCAGUACUUGAGACAGAGAUAGAGAAGCGUCUAUGUCAGGUGACGGCAAAGCACAGGAGCCAUACAGUGGCACUCACAAUAAACUUCCCGCUCACUUACCCACGGCAACACACACCAAUUUUCAGAUUCUCAUAUGGGACCACCAUUGAUUAUGCGUGUAAGACAGAACUUUUAAAAGUUUUGAAAAACACAGCUAGCCAGUACCAGCGGAAACGUAAGGCCUGCCUGGAGCCCUGCAUUCGUGUUUUUGUGAUUCAGUUGAAACUAUUACUGGGGGAUGAUAGAAUGAACUCUGUUGACCCACAGUUAGGCAGUGGAUACCCUGGUCAAGUUUAUGGAAGCUAUCAGGAUCACAGAGUUCCUUUCCCACGGACAUCGGGUGCUAGAUUCUCCAGUGCAGGGAUUUUGGUUUGUUUUGCACGACCAACAUUUAUGAAGAAAGGAUCUUCUCGUACUGAAUCAGCAACACCACGGUCCCUGUCUGCCCUUGGUGCAUACAUUACUAACUUUAUGCCUCAGAUAUCUGGCACAGUGCCAACCUCCCCAAAGUACAACUACAUGUAUCCUGCCAUUAGUCACAGUCCAUCUGCAGAACAAAGCAUCUCGAUUUCUAACUAUUAUUAUCAAGAUAAGAAAGUCAAGAGUAAACGUGGGAAAAAUGAGGAGGAAGCAGGACGAUCAUUUAAGGCAGGGAGUGUCUUAAUAUAUGACGUUAAAUCCUUGAUGCCCUUCUCAAAAGAUCUUGGAGCAUCUUACGUGCUAGAUGAAAAUGAUAUAGUGGGCACAUGCACACGCAACAGGGAUGCAGCUGCUGCUGUUAGUCGAAAAGAUCUUGUUCAGGUGUGGUCCCUAGCAGCAGCUACAGCUUCACUUGGUUCUGACUCGAGUACAAAUGCAUCAGAUUACACGGACUCCCCUUGGACACAUCACCCUUUUGCCCGCAAGCUUAUCAACUCCAUUCUGGAUCACUACCUUACCCUGAAUGAUGUGCAGACUGCAACAAUGCUUUGCUGUGUUUUUGGCACAAAGACAGAACCUCAGAAUACAGCUUACAUGCGGAAGGGCCGUACAGAGUCUAAUAGUCAUAUUGCAGAAUAUGGUUCUCUGAAGCGAAACCAGAGACAAUCGUCAGUUUGGGCUAAGUUGGACCGUCUUAGCCUUCUUCGGGGUGGUAAGACAGGAGGAUCACCAUACAACACCAUCCAUUGUCUGAGCUUGGAAGGUUGGGACACAUGCACGGUGAGGCACAACAGAUCCAACUCUGAAGGAUCACUGUCAGAAGCUGCAAGACCUUCUCAAGAGGUAGACUUACCAGCCCUGGAGUCAACUGACACACUCCAGAAAACUUCAGCCAGAUUUUUGGACUGCAAUAGAAGUCAGCAGUUUGACGAGAUGAAGCGAGCAUAUGCAGACAUUCUUUACCGUUGGGGUCUACUUCAGCAGCGAGCGAUGAUCUUGAAGUAUCUGCAAGUCCAGCCACCAGCUCAUAAAGGAGUGGAGUUCCAGACUGACUGUGUUCAUUGUGGUCAGUCUGCCAAAGGACCGCAGUGUCUCUACUGUCGACGUUUUUCCUUCAGCUGUGCAAUAUGCCAUGUUGCUGUAAAAGGAGCCAGCAAUUUCUGCGUUGUGUGCGGUCAUGGUGGUCAUGCAUACCAUUUGUUGGAGUGGUUUCGUGACCACAACGAGUGUCCUACUGGUUGUGGUUGUGACUGUAUUGAUGAAAUGGAUAAUCUCUUCAGAUGAACAACUUCCUAAUUUGAAGAAAGAUGUCGCUGAAAAUAUUUUUUUCAAUUACUUCAACUUUUUUCAGUGUUAUUUACCCUAUGUAUUCCUUCUUUUUAAUAAUGAGGUUCCUAAUAGUCACCAUGAUUAUCUUUUUUAAUGGCAUUUAUAUUGAACAAUUAUGAUGCCAAAUUUUACCAUUGUUUAAGUUAGCAGAGAGAUGGUUUGAUUUUCCAUUAUUUAAAGUAAAGUUAUAAUUUAUGCAUUCAUUCACUCCAGUCUUUUGGCCUACACAAAAUACCCAGUACAGUACAGCAUGUCUUGUGGCAAAGAUACACUAGUGUGAUGUCUACUGAAGUCAGCUUAACCUUACAAUGUUUUGUACAUGUCUUAUCUUUUGAAAGUGAAUGAAUCAGAACUACUGAUAAGAUUUAUAAAGGAAUAAAUGUG